AUGUCAGCAAAGCGUGGUCCCAUAACUUGUCAUAUUCUUGAUUCUUCACGUGGGAAGCCUGCAAAUAAUGUUAAAGUAAAACUUGAAUUCAAAGAGUUUCAAGAUAAAGAAAAUUGGACAAUAAUUGGAGAAACUGAAUCAGAUAAUGAUGGAAGGUGUCAAAAUCUUGUUUCUUCAGAUUACAAAAUUACAUUCAACGGUGAUAAUGAGUCAGCAAUUUAUCGUAUAACAUUUUAUACUUCUGCAUAUUUUCAAGAAUUGGGACAGAUUUCAUUUUAUCCUUAUGUACAACAAAAUCACUUUAUUCUAAAAACUUUUUUGCAACCUCAAUUGACUUUUUCCCAUCUUGGUGUGAGGUUUUUUGGUUCUAUUGAUGUUUGUGACGGAUCUGUAAUACCUUCAGCAAAAAGAAUUCCUUCUAGUGUAUUGUCAUUGGUAGAUGUAGAUUCUAUUCAACCUAUAAGAAAUGACUGUUAUGGAAAGCCUGACCAAUCCGUGUUUAUGAAAGGGCAUAUAAUUGGUAUUAACAGAUCAGAUAUUGAAGAGUGGCUACAAAGAAUUUUCAAUUCUAGCAAUUUUUGUAUGCACAUAUUCAUUUGUGAAGAGGCAUGUAAUUUCUAUGAGUUUACAAAAGGAAAAUGGCAUGAGGGACCAAAUGAUAUGCCAGUAUCAUUUAACGCUGCAACUGAAUAUAGUACCAGUGAUCAAUCAGUAAGAGUAAAAGUUACUUUUCCAACAAUUAUUCCGUUAAUAUUUAAAAUAGGAAAAAAAUAUCAGUUCAAUUGGACAUAUACUGCAAAUUUUGAUCCAGCAUAUGCACCAAAAGCUUUAAAUGUUUAUACUAUAAAAAAUAUUGACGCCGACAAGAGAAUUUUUAAUUUCUCAAUUGGGACAAAUCUUCCGCCUGAGACAACUUCUAUUGUAUGGGAUACAUCCCUACAAACAAAUCCAACACCACCAGCAGGAGCUUAUCUUUUAUAUAUAUGGGAUGAAAGAGGUCCAUCGCCAAUUAAUUCCUCUGUUGGACAACUAGAACCUUUUGUUGGUUCACGUUUUCAGUUGUAUACUCCAAAGCCAAAAGUUAAUUUAGCUGAUUAUACAUGUGCAGUAUGUGAUGGAAAUAGUCCAUUGACAAGAGCACAAGAAAAUAAACCUUAUUUGCCAAUUGCUGUUCUGGGCGGGAUCUUAGUUUUAACGGUGUUGUCUGUCUAUAAUAAGAAAAGAACAGUCGAUGAUUGA
Molecule: messenger RNA, 1239 nt
Organism: Entrophospora candida
Lineage: Eukaryota; Fungi; Glomeromycota; Glomeromycetes; Entrophosporales; Entrophosporaceae
Source: the annotation of a GenBank genome assembly